UCUUGUGCAACCAGACACAAAACAACGGACGACGAGCGAUCGCGCGCGGUUGUCAGAUAAAGAGUCGAGUGUAAAUUCAAGCAUUGGUAGGCCCACCCUCUUCAUUUGGCGUGGUAGUUUUUCUCAAAAUGACGGCUUCAAGCACAUCUAGAAUCCGUAUUCCCAGAUCCCAUAUGUUAUCAUCAUGGGUACUUUGUGCAUUAGGAAUUGUGCUCUCUGUUUAUGCACUGUACGUAGAAACAUCAAAGGAAUCGAACCCUGAUUUUACGGCGAUGUGUGACAUUGGUCAAAGCGUUAGCUGUUCCAAAGUGUUUACAUCUAGGUACGGAAGAGGGUUUGGAAUUAUUGGGCGAGUUCUAGGAGAACAUCAUAUAUUGAAUCAACCUAACAGCAUAUUUGGUAUUCUUUUCUACUUUCUUCAAGUUUUAAUUGGUCAGAUUCACACAUUGUCUGCCUGUAACUUCCUGAUCAUGACUUCCAUCCUGGCCAAUCUUGGCUCUGUCUAUCUCGGCUACAUCCUCUACUUCAUCUUAGAAGAUGCUUGCAUCGUUUGUAUCUCAACCUACAUCGUCAAUGCCCUGUUGCUAGGCGUCAACAUUCUCAAGUGGACAUACUUAAAGAGGAACCUUUCAAAAAAGAAAGAAUGAAGAUAUUGUGUGACAGUUACAAUCCUUGGUAGACUUCACCUAGCCCUCUGAUGAGAUUACCCCCCCCCCCCCGACUGCAGCAUUGGAGGGGUAUAGACCGUAUUGAAUAUGAUGUCACCAUUCAAAUAUCUGACCUACAAGAUGGCAUCUGUGAGUGUGUGCGUGCAAGUGUGCGUGCAUGUGCCGUAUAAAUCAAACCGAUAAGCUGCGCUCUGGGUGCUUUUCUGAUGUACGCGUUUGGACGCCUAGACAUGUACAGUUCUCCCUACAAGAUGGCGACUUUCAUAGCAAAGUAGGGGUUAUUCAAUAUGGUCUAUUGUUGUCAGGACCUUAGCUGGGCCCAAAUUUAUGGCUCUACUUACACUGUAGGGAAUUCCAAGCCAAGAAUGGUGAUCGCAAGCGUAGAAUUCGGUGGUAAGCAGAGCCCUGAAAUUUGGCCCAGAUCUGUGGCUGUACAUGGAAUUAUGAACAGUGCAAUAAUGACAGCGCCUUUUUUUGAUGUGACAGUCAACAUGUGCGCAGGAAUAUAGUUACAGGUCAUUAAUCUAUAAACAUCCUAAGGCCUGCACUGCACUCCCAGUUAAUGGUGCAUACACAAUUAUUCGGAAUCCCCAUAUUUUAUAAUCUAUGAAUAUAUAUAAAAAUUGAAAUAAUCCUGUGUAUAUAAAGAAUGUUUUAAAAUGAGAAAGGAUUUUUCUAUCUUUCGAUCGUAGAUAUUAAAUGUUUUCCCAAAAGAUCCUUUGUAGCGGUCCCAAGAAGUGCCCCCAGAGUUCUGUCUAGCUACGUAACCUUUUUAAGACAAAUUAAGUUCUUUAAAGCAAAGUUACUUCAUACUUAAGACAUACUUGUAGGAGGUUGUGUUUUUCUUUAAAAAUCUCCAAGUAUUCUUAAAGAAGUGUAGUUUUUUGUUUUUAUAAAGGACCAGACAACCUUCCUCGGGCUCAUUUUAUGAAUCAAAUGAAAAAUAAUAGUUUAUAACAUAAUUAUUAAUGACAUAAGGGGAUUUUAUUGUAGCAAUGUAUGUACAAAAUAAACACAUUUACUGCCUUUAUUUAAAAUCAUACUUUCUUUUUUUAAAGUUUUACUCCACAGUUUUGUUUUUGGAACAAAGCAACCAAAGAAAAAUAAUGCUUUUCUUGUUCUCAUUUCAGCAAUAAUAUAUUGUUUUCAAUAAUGUGCAAUUCACUGCUUGAUUCAAUCACAAUUCAUAACUUUUAGGGUCUGUGAGACGAGUUUUUACAGACCAUUUUUACAAGAGCCACAAAGCAUGGUACUCACCCAAGCACAAAAUUGUACACAGCCUAAUUGAAGAACGGAUUCAUCUUGCAUUUGAUAGAGAUCGCACCAUACAAUUUGUAUCAACGACUGUGAUGAAGAAAGGGGCACUACAAAAAAAAUGUAACAAUGGCUAAUGUUAUACUUAUAUAAUUCAGAAAAUAGAAUUAGCUUUUCUCAAACUGCUUACCAGUCAAUAACAAAUUGUGGUAUAAAAUGAUUUGUUUUUAAAACUCUUUAAUUUAUGUGAUACGUGUUAAAUCAAAUACAAUCUUUCCAAUAUAUGACCAGUGCAGUAUCUUGGCUGCAAGGAAGUGUCCUGGAUGAACAAGAUCACUCCUUUGUGGUAGGCCUACAGUAUCUGUUGCAUUUUCAUCAAUGCGGUCUUUAGAAACACACACAAGUCGGGUAACAUUUAUACCUUAUGUAAUUAUGCUAUUAACAUAUAACAUAACAUAACAUAACAUAACAUAACAAUUAACAUUUAUAAUGCGCUAUUCCAUCAAGAUCAUAGCGCACUAGAAAUAAAUUAACUUGGAAAACGGUGAGUCUUAAGGACUUUACGAAAAGCAGAUAGAGUAUUAGAUUCCCUAAUGGCAGUUGGGAGAUUGUUCCAAAUCAUGGACGCAGCCACACUGAAAGCCUUCCGACUUAGAACUUUGUUUGCUCAGGGAACAUUCAAGCGAGUGAUGUCAAGUGUGGACCGAAGAAAUCGCGGAGGAGUGUAAUGUGACAGUAAAGUGUUAAUAUAAUGAGGUGUAGUUUUGUUAAAGCAUUUAAAUACAAGAAGAGCAAUCUUGAAAUGGAUUCGUUCUCUAAUUGUUAGCCAAUGAAGUUCCCUAAGUGAUGAAGUAAUAUGUUCUCUCAAGGGUGUGGAACAUAUUAAACGAGCUGCCUUAUUUUGAUCUUUGAACUAUUGUAGAGAAAAAUAGUUAACGGUGU
Messenger RNA from Asterias rubens (European starfish), 2864 nucleotides. RefSeq names its product vitamin K epoxide reductase complex subunit 1-like protein 1. The coding region runs from base 129 to 647 and encodes 172 amino acids. Gene Ontology annotation, biological process: peptidyl-glutamic acid carboxylation; vitamin K metabolic process. The transcript has 3 exons. Gene Ontology annotation, molecular function: vitamin-K-epoxide reductase (warfarin-sensitive) activity. The record is from RefSeq and is a predicted model, not a curated record. NCBI's taxonomy places the organism in Eukaryota, Metazoa, Echinodermata, Asteroidea, Forcipulatida, Asteriidae.